GAAGCAGCGCCCGUUGCCGCGGUAACGGCGAGGUUGCCGUAAAGCAGAACCGGCGCUGUUGGGACCGGAACGAGACAGAACCGGCACCGGUGGGACCGGAACGGGACGGAACCGACCCUGCUGGGAUCGGAACGGGAAGGAACCGACCCUGCUGGGACCGAACCGGCACCGGCGGGAUCGGACCGGGACGGAACCGGCCCUGCUGGGACCGAACCGGGACCGAACCGGGACCGAACCGGGACUGGUGGGACUGGACGAGGACAGAACCGGGACCGAAUCGUGACCGGAUCGGGACCGAGCCGGGACCGCUGGAACCCAACCGGGACCGAACCGGGACCGCUGGGACCAAACUGCGGCUGGUGAGACCGAACCGGGACCGAACGGUGCCCGGUGGGACAUAACCGGUACCGAACCGGCCCCGGCGGUACCGAACCGUGUCCGGUACCGUCGGGCCGCUCGGGUCCGCAUGGAGCCCGACGCGCUCGUGCAGUGCCCGUACGACCGGAGCCACCAGGUGCGCGUGUCCCGCCUGCCCUAUCACCUGGUGCGCUGCCAGCAGAACAACCCGCAGGUGUCGCGCACCUUGGCCACGUGUCCCUUCAACGCGCGCCACCGCGUCCCGCGCGCGCUCCUGCGCGGCCACGUCACCUCGUGCCCCGACAAACUGCCGCUCGAGCUGCCCCCAGACCCCGAGGACAAGGCCAGGACAGGCGGGGGACCCCCCCAGGCCUGGCAGCCCCCCCCGUGCCAGGAGGACUGGGACGCAGAGCUGAGCGAGCUGGAGCUGGAGGAGCCCCCCCCGUUCAUCCUCCACGUCACCAAGGGGGACCUGCCUGUCCCCUGCCUCAGGUAGGACCUGGGGACAGGGGUGGCACUCGGGGCUGUGGGAGUGUCCCCAGGUGUCACACUCGGGGGUGUGGGAGUGUCCCCAGGUGUCACAGCUGUGUCUGUGUGUCCCCAAGUGCCACACUCAAGGGUGGGAGUGUCCCUAGGUGCCACACUCGGGUGUGUGACUGUCCCCAGGUGCCACAUUUGGGUGUGUGACUGUCCCCAGGUGCCACACUCGGGUGUGUGACUGUCCCCAGGUGCCACACUCAGCUGUGUGAAUAUCCCCAGGUGCCACACUCACCUGUCCCCCCCCCCAGGACCCCUGA
Messenger RNA from Pyrgilauda ruficollis (rufous-necked snowfinch), 1154 nucleotides. It is a transcript of the gene GTSF1, whose product is annotated as gametocyte specific factor 1. The transcript is spliced from 4 exons. Lineage: Eukaryota; Metazoa; Chordata; Aves; Passeriformes; Passeridae. The record is from RefSeq and is a predicted model, not a curated record. Bases 467 to 853 code for a protein of 128 amino acids.